Messenger RNA from Exaiptasia diaphana, 4548 nucleotides. Its product is annotated as probable 3',5'-cyclic phosphodiesterase pde-5. Gene Ontology annotation, biological process: signal transduction; negative regulation of receptor guanylyl cyclase signaling pathway. The coding region runs from base 158 to 3070 and encodes 970 amino acids. The transcript is spliced from 29 exons. The record is from RefSeq and is a predicted model, not a curated record. Lineage: Eukaryota; Metazoa; Cnidaria; Anthozoa; Actiniaria; Aiptasiidae. Gene Ontology annotation, molecular function: protein binding; 3',5'-cGMP-stimulated cyclic-nucleotide phosphodiesterase activity.
AUUUGUCAAUGUGAUUUGUGACCACGUGACCCUUACAAGCGAAAAAAGACAUCUGGUCGCCAUUGGUUGAGAUGAUAAACAUAACAUACACUAUCGCUCAUCGGUUGCUCCAUCAUGAGAAGUCUCUUGCGAUUUUCUUCUGUUAGGCUAACUUAAAAUGUCUAGCCCUUCACGCCAAAUAUCAAACCGGCGGCUACCGCCACUUCCUAACAGUACAAGAAGCAGUCCCAUUAGAAGGAUUCCUAGCGGCGGUAGUGUAAAAGGUGGCAGUGCUUCUUCGACAAGUUCGCGGCAUGGAGGUCCGGUUAGCAACCACCACACGAACCAGGUCAACAACCAUGGACACUAUGAUUUAAACGUGCCGUUUAACGAUGGACCUUUCAGACCUGCCCUCAUUCAAGGCAAAGCAAUUGAAAGACCGUCUCACGAUUCGCAUGAAACUCACGUCGACAACGAAACCGUUCGAACGUAUCUUCAAUCGAAUCCGAUGUUUUUGGACGAGUUUGUUAUGAAACAUGUUGAUCAAGACAGGCUAGAGAGAUGGCUUAUUAGAAAAACAAGGAAACUUAAGCAGAAAGGACGAAUACCAAACGAUCAUCAAGAGAAUACCAGACAGAAUGGCACACGGGGGCCCCUUCAUCACCGGGCUUCUCUGUCAAAGUGGAAGUUUUGUGUACACAGCGAUAAGAAGAAAAUGCUACAAGAACUUACUCAUGAUAUCCACACCCAGCCAAACAAGCAAAAAGUUCUUCUUGAAUUGGCCAAUUGUAUAGCGUCAGCAUGCCAUGCAGAUGGUUUUGUACUUUACCUGGUAGAUUCAAAUGGCCAGGAUCUGUAUAUCCACAAUCCAAACUUGCCUGAAGGAAAAACCUCUGCAGCCAUCAAAAUACAAGAAAAGACAACCAUUGCUGCAUAUGUGGCACAUACAUUGAAACCAGUCCGCACCAAUGAUAUCUUUGGGGAUGAAAGAUUCCCUCAAGGAAUAGGAGUUGAUGGUACAACAGCACAGUCUGUUUUGUGUCAGCCAAUUGUGCAGUCAAAUGGGGAUCUUGUAGGAACAAUUGAACUGACGCGGACAGUUGGCCGUGAUCCGUUUGACGAAGAAGAUGAAGAGAUCGUCAACAGCUACUUAGUAUGGGGAGGAAUAUCCUUGUAUUACGCUGAGAUGUACCACCACAUGCACAAACACCGAAAACUCACCGAGUUUCUUCUUAAUGUCACAAGAUCGAUUUUCCAAGAUAUUGUCAGCAUGGAUACCGUCAUCAUGAAAAUUAUGAAUUACGCUCAAACACUGGUGGACGCUGACAGGACAUCGCUUUUCUUGGUUGAUAACAAAACUAACGAAUUAUAUGCUAGAAUAUUUGACAUCGGUGGCAGCCUAGAGGACAGCAAGUCCUCCAAGUUACAGAAAGAAAUAAGAUUCCCCAAGACAAAGGGUGUGGCUGGUUACGUCGCUACGACAGGCGAAACACUUAACAUCACAGAUGCUUAUCAUGACGAGAGAUUCAACAGGGAAAUUGACAUUCAGACUGGUUAUACAACACGUACUCUUCUUUGUAUGCCAAUCUUCAUCAGAGGAAGUAUUAUUGGUGUCGUUCAGAUGGUCAACAAAAAAUCAGGUGUAUUCACUGCUUCAGAUGAGAAAUCUUUUCAAACUUUUGCAAUUUAUUGUGGACUUGCACUCCAUCAUGCAAAGCUCUAUGACAAGAUUAGGAGAUCUGAACAAAAACAUCGGGUUGCUUUGGAAGUCUUGUCCUAUCACAGUAAAUGCUCUGAAAAUGAAGUGAAAUCGUUGAAAGAUCUUGACACCAUGGAUCCUUUCCCUAAACUAGAAUCGUAUGACUUUGAUUCGUACAGUCUCGAAAAUCAAAUGAUGCCGAAACUUGUUAUUGACAUGACCAGAAACCUGUUUUCAUUGUCCAGGUCGCAGAAAACAUGGGUUUCAGCUCUGCGGUUUGAUAAUGAUGAAUUGUAUCGUUUCGUGUUGACUGUACGCAAAAACUACCGUCGUGUACCUUAUCAUAACUGGACGCACGCGUUUGCUGUUGCUCACUGUAUGUACCUGGUCAUACGAUCUGGACACAACAAUUUCUCAGGGCUAGAGGCCCUUGCGAUGUUUUUCGCAUGUCUUUGUCAUGAUCUGGACCACCGUGGUCGAACCAAUUCGUGGAUGAAAAACGAAGGCACCCCCCUGGCUGCAGUGUAUAGUACUUCUACCAUGGAACAUCACCAUUUUAAUCAAACUAUUACCAUACUGCAGCAUGAAGGACACAAUAUAUUUUCUCAUCUCAACUCCACCGAGUACAAGGCAGUCCUUGGCUUCAUGAAAGAAUGUAUUCUUGCUACAGAUCUGGCGCUGUUCUUUGGAAACAAAGCCAAGCUUAAAGAUCUGGUAGACAAAGGAACAUUUUCAUGGGAGGAUCAAGAACACAGGCGUCUUCUAAGAGCAAUCUGUAUGACUGGAUGUGACUUAUCUGCCUGUACAAAACCAUGGAAUAUCCAGUAUGAGAUUGUCAAGGUCAUUUACCAGGAAUUCUACGCUGAGGGUGAUUUAGAAAAAGCUCAAGGAAAGCAACCAAUCCCUAUGAAGGACCGCAGCACAGCAUUAGAAGUCCCUGCACAUCAGGUUGGUUUCUUGGUAGGGAUUUGUUUACCAUGUUACGAGCUGCUUGCUAAGAUCAUCCCAGGAACAAAAUGUCUUGUUGAAGGCGGAAAGAAAAAUCUGCGACUUUGGUCAGAACGGGUUUCCAAACAAAAAGAAGAAGCAAAGAACAAAGGAGAGGGUAGUGACGAUGAAACCAAGCAGUCUGAUACAGACAGCAAGGAUGAAAAAGCCGCAACUCCAACCAGCGAAAAAGAAGAGAAUAAAGAAAAAGCAGAAGAAGAAAAGCGGGAGAAAGAAGAAGAAAAACAAACAGAAGAUAAUAGGAAAAAUAGCGUGCAAUCAGUCGAUGAGAAUCCAACUGACCAAAAUAUAUCAGAUAGCGGUGAAAACCCAUCGCAAGACGACGCUGCCUCGCCUACUGAUGCAAAGAAGAAUUCCGCAAAUAGUAAGCUAUCGAGCAGGUAGAGACUACACUACACCUUUUUUAAGUUUCAGAAUGGUUGUGUUCUUGCUGUUGCUCGCUGGAUCGAAUCAACGAUUGAGAGAACUGACAAAAUACUGUAUUGCAUUUUAUGGUUUUAAAGAGUUCUAUAUAUAGAAAAAGAUUUUAUGUUAUACUUAACCGCGAUAUUGAUAUUUGUACAAAGAAAAUGAAUGACAGGAAUUGAAUCGAUAAUAUAUAUUACAAGAUGAAAUAGAGAACUUUAUGAUUAUACAAGUCCCGGAUCGGUUUGAUUUGAAUGAAGACGAGGAUCUAUAUUAUAUAUAUAUAUACCAGCGGAGCCGGCUUUGCAAACCUUUAUUUUUCAGGCAAUUCCUUUUUUUCAGGAGUUGCUGAGAAGUUGCUAGUAGGUGUUUUAGAACUGGAGACACGUGUUAGGAGUCGUAUGCCACUUUUCUCUUUAUCUCAUUUUAAGUUYAAGAUUAUAAAAAUAAAGCUUACAAGUGCGUCAAAACAAACAACAACAAUGCUCACCAAAUCAGUGAUGACUGGAAUGAUUAGUCUAUCAUAGCAGAUAAGUUUAUACUUAUAUGAUUAUUAUACUCUUGAUUGAAGUCUGACAUAACAUUAUUUGUAAAUUAUGUGAAGUCUUUCUAAUUUAUUUAAUCAAGUGAGGAUCUAUCCCUGCAUUUUUGAGGUCAGAAAAGUUACUAUGCCUACCCUCUGGCUUAGUCUUCACUGUGUAAAAAAACUUGACUACUUCCCUGUAACAAUACAAUUACGCAGAAAUUACGUCUUCCUCACAUGGGAAUUGUAUAAUAUUUAAUAAAUAUUUAUUAUUACUCGGGACAUAGUCCCAAAAUAGAUGAUUAAUUCACGGGAAAAUAUUCAGAUUAUUACAUGUACAUAUUAUAUGCAAUUAUUGUAGAGUAGAACUCACGUCAGGGGUACAUGUUCGACACACAUUUGAGCAGUUUUUCAUUAUUUUUGUUGCACAUGUUGCACGGGAUAUUACAUGUAAAAUGCUUGAAUAAGAGUCAAUUAGUCAAACCUGAACACUGAUGAAAUUAUUAUCUUAAUUUUCGACCUGUGCUUUAAAUCGGUAAAAAAUGUGCUGCUCUGUUGAUUCGACUUCUGUUAAUAUCGAUGAAGACUUUUUAAGUUGCUCAGAAAUUCUCAUAUCCGUGUCAUGCACACUUGCACAAUAGCAAUAUAAACACUUUUCCAAAAAUGGCUGCUGCUGCAACGGCAAAAUGACGUGAAUUCCACUGAUUACAUGUAAAGAUCUAUUCGUACGGAUUUUUAUUGGACUAGAUUUUUAAACCAUUUCUGAGCAUGAAGCAUAAUCUUUUAGCAUCAGGAUAAUUUUGUCUUCUGAAAAUAGUCACCGCAACCAUUUUUGGAGAAGGGUAGAUCUAUGUCAUUUAAUGUCUGCAAUUAAUUAAUAAUAAUGUAAACUGCAUGAAUAUGAAUAAAAAUAAAGUUACACUGUUGACUUGUA